GUAAUGAGCGAGCUAUGUACUCAACGUACUUCAAACCAUCAAAUGAAUCAACCAAUCCACGGAAUUCCAAAGAAAAAAUAGACUUGCACAAACCCAACAAAAUCCGCAUACAAUUACAUUACACCGGCGUGCACGUCGUCGCCUUACCUUACCUUACCCACAACUCACCAUUGGAAACAAAUCGCCAAGACAGCUUAGUGACCUCGCGACUAGCAAAUCAAACCUAUUGCGAUCGGCUCCGACAAGCAAGUUUUUCCCGCUCCUUGCUAUCUAUCUUCCUUUUCUUAUUUCCCCGAAUGAAGGCGGGGGCUUAGGCUAGUAGAUUACAUGAACAAGAAAAAAAAUUAUAGAGAUCGACAUCAUCAUCAUCAUCAUCAUCAGUUCAUCAUCGUCAUCGCCUGUCAUCGUCAUUCACCAUCAUCACCAUCUUCUCUCCGCCAUGGUAUGAUUACCGUUUGUACCGAUAACCAAGUCCACUUUCUUUUACCUUUUUGACCCGCUCGCUCGCCCGCCCACCAAACCCUCCCCCCAAAAAAGAAAAAAAAGAAAGAAAGUGUGUUCGAACAACAUGGGAUCUGGAUUCGCAUUUAUAUUUAUUCCCUGCCAUUCGUUCCGCUCCUACGACUUUUUUUUAGUCAACUUAAGAUUGACCGCAGAGCGCUCUUUCGCUCACCCGCCCAAAAUAUGCGCCCCACUUUCAAAC
Periconia digitata is the source of this 703-nucleotide messenger RNA. Lineage: Eukaryota; Fungi; Ascomycota; Dothideomycetes; Pleosporales; Periconiaceae. The record is from the annotation of a GenBank genome assembly.